This is a messenger RNA of Daldinia caldariorum, 1942 nucleotides long. Its product is annotated as acyl-CoA N-acyltransferase. Gene Ontology annotation, cellular component: nucleus. The transcript has 3 exons. Bases 249 to 1754 code for a protein of 501 amino acids. Lineage: Eukaryota; Fungi; Ascomycota; Sordariomycetes; Xylariales; Hypoxylaceae. Gene Ontology annotation, biological process: subtelomeric heterochromatin formation. Gene Ontology annotation, molecular function: histone H4 acetyltransferase activity. The record is from RefSeq and is a predicted model, not a curated record.
AGACAAACGCGCCGCUUUCCAUCAAUCGGAUUUACGCGACGCUCAUGUUCAUAGAAGCGCGUUAAGUGCCGACAAUUGACUACUUUCGUACUUUUCGUACGCUCUACUUUUUAAUAGUAUUUCGUUCAUUAGGACCACACUUGCCCAUUAUAUCACAACUCAUUUUUUUCCCCAUCGGCGUAAUAUAAUCUCACCCGAAACUUCAUUUUUGACAAGGCUUGCGACUUAAGCUUACUGGAUAGGAUAAGAUGGAGGAAGAGUGGACGGUCGACGCUAGCGAGGCGCUCAACAUAUCGCUCGUGCGGCCUGCUUCGUCGGGAAUCGAGAAGAUCGCAUCUUUCAAACCGAGACAUACUUAUGCUAUCUUUGGCGAGGCUGAGCGCAUAUUUGGUCAUAAGGGUUUGAAGAUCGAUUUGCAGUUUGACGCUAGAGAUCUACGACCGAAUAUCUCAAUAUCCUCCGCAAAAAAGUUCACUAAGGUUGGCGAUGUUGAGGCUGUUGAUGUCAAGCAUACUAUGAAAGACUAUCUACCCGGAGUUGCCUUUCAAUCUGGGAAAGAAUACGAACACGCGUUGAAGAACCUUCCUGAUACGUGGACCCCUCCUGGAACCCUUACGAAGACGUUGGAGAAGAAUGGCGAAGUCUACGAGAUCUGGCAGGGAUCGUUAUCUCAACCGGAGAUUCACCAGCUGAUCAAGCGCAUCCAAAUUAACGUUCUGUUCUUUAUUGAAGGCGGAUCGUAUAUAGGAGUAGACGAAGAAGGAAAUGAUGAGCCGGAUUCUUCUUUAACUCGAUGGACUGUCUUCUUCGUUUACAAGAAGACACCCAACUCGAAGGCCGAGGAUAAACCCCAGUAUACCUUCCAGGGUUUCGCAACAACUUACAACUUCUGGAUGUUCCAACAAACUACACUCCCGUCUUCAUCAGUUAAGGAGAAAGCGAGCGACGCAUGGGAGCUACCCGAGGGAGACUUUUCCGUUACGGAUUUCGUUCAUCGCAUGAGAAUCUCGCAGUUCUUGAUCCUCCCUCCUUUCCAGGGGAAGGGUAUCGGUGCUUUCCUCUACAACACCAUGUUUGAAAUAGCGAUGAACACUAGCACCACUAAAGAGGUAACGGUGGAGGAUCCUAACGAGGAUUUCGACUUACUUCGAGACUUGUGCGAUAUGAAGUAUCUGCGCAGAAACGUUCCCGAAUUUGCCAACUUGACGGUCAACACCGAAGUACCUGUUCCCGCGAAGGGUGGCAUAUUACGCCAUAACACGCAAAUUACCCCUUCUCUUAAAGAAACCACGUCAAUCGGGGGGAUUGUUGACAUCGUAAAGCUGGAAGACCUUCGAGUCAAAUGCAAAAUUGCGCCCCGCCAGUUUUGGCGACUUGUCGAAAUGCAUCUGAUGUCGAAAUUACCCGACUCCGUCCGACCACAGGCUGAUGAUGAGGUCGAAAAGCCAGCGCCGUCAAAGGCUGACAGGCACGCUUAUACGCUAUGGCGCUUGCUACUCAAGCAGCGUCUAUAUCGUCGUAACGUCUCUAUUCUAGGCGAAUUCGAGAUCACAGAGCGCAUCAUCAAGUUGAACGAAACCGUUGAUAAUGUCGAGUGGGAGUACGCUAGGAUUCUCGAACGACUUGAGUCGACACCACCUGCUGCUGCCGGCGAGUCUGCGGCUGCUAACGGCAAAAGGAAGCUCGCCGGUGGUCCCAGUACAGAAGACCUUCCUAGUAAGAAGACACGCAUCGAGGAUACUGAGGACAAAUAGGAGUAAAAAAAAAAAAGGGCGAAUACUUUGGUGAUAAAGAGGUUCCUGGUGCUAAUAUAGUAAGGAGUUUCGGGAGGUCUCAUGAUACCUACGUUAUGUGUAUAUUUAAGAGGGCUUCUCCUAUAAUGUUUUCCCUCUCGGCAGGUACUAGGUAUUGGUCGAUGUCUGGCAUAGCUCUAUCGCAACGU